Molecule: messenger RNA, 3791 nt
Organism: Nycticebus coucang (slow loris)
Lineage: Eukaryota; Metazoa; Chordata; Mammalia; Primates; Lorisidae
Gene: TFR2
Product: transferrin receptor 2
Exons: 18
Coding region: 1073-3334 (753 amino acids)
Biological process (GO): endocytic iron import into cell; transferrin transport
Cellular component (GO): external side of plasma membrane
Molecular function (GO): transferrin receptor activity
Source: RefSeq, a predicted model, not a curated record
AGGGUCCCAGCCCCCAAAGAGGAAGAAACCGCAUGAUCCAAGUCCUUUGGCGACCAAAGAGGUUUCGAUGUUCAGGGAGGACUCCACACCUUGACUGGAACUCUGUCCACCUCCUCCAGUAUUACCCUGACUCACAGAUCCCUGACUGCAGGAGCCCCACUCCUGGACAUUCACUGGUCCUGCCUGACCACGUGCUCCCAGUCAUGCCUGUCCCUCCCCAGCAACCAGCCAGGGUCUGAGACCAGCCUUUCUACCUGAUUACAAAAAGACAGACAUCCACCUGCCCAGACCAACCCCCCAAAUCACACCACUGUGGCACCUCCAGCUUAGGAUCCCACUGGGGCAGGCAUUAAGACAGGGCGGUCAGUCAAUGUGUUAAAUCACCUGGGCACUGGGGACUUGAAGCCAGAUAAGGAGGGGGCUGAUGUCCAUGUUGAACCCUCCACUCAGGUGUGGAGAGCUUUGGAAGGGUCUCCAAAGACACAGAGAGAGAUGGAAGCAGUAAAGGGGAGGAGGCAUCUAUAUCUCCACCCUCCCCCACAAACAAGCUCCCCUCCCCCACCCAUGACGGGAACUAGGAGGCCAAAGUCUGCCCCAAGAUCAAAAAAUCAAUGGUUUUGCAGGGAGGGGGACAGAAGUGGGGCUGUGGAAGGAUUGGCGGAGGAGGGCACAGCCCCUCUUGCUCUGAUCUGGGCUGAGGGGGCCAUGUCUGGAAGGUUGGACUGAAGCCAGGCCUCUGUCCCCACCCUUUGUGGGGGGAGCAGCCUGCGAUCAGGCUGCCUGCCAGGGUUGAUAAGGGGCCCUCCUAGGGCUCCCACAAACGGUUUAUCACCUGGGGGUGGGGGGACCGCCUGCAGAGUUCAGGAAGGGGCAUGACCAUGGAGCGGCUUUGGGGUCUACUCCAGAGAAUGGCCCCUUCCCCAACCUCAUCCCCAUCCUGCCCCUAUAGCAACAGCUGUCUCCAGGACCCUCUCAAACCAUCUACAAGCGUGUGGAAGGCACUCAGCAGGGGUACCUGGAGGAAGAGGAAGACAGGGAGGAGGGGGCCGAGCCACUGGCCCACUUCUUCCCCAUGGAGCUGAGGGGCCCUGAGCCCUUGGGCUCUAGACUAGGGCAGCAAAACCUCAUACCCUGGGCAGCAGCAGGACGAAGGGCUGCCCCCUACCUGGUCCUGACAGCCCUACUGAUCUUUACUGGGGCCUUCCUUCUGGGAUAUGUGGCCUUCCGAGGGUCCUGCCAGGCAUGCGGGGACUCCUUAUUGGUGGUCAACGAGGACAUCAACUAUGAGCCGGGCCUAGACUCCCAACAGGGCACCUUGUACUGGAGUGACCUCCAGGCCAUGUUCCUGCGGCUCCUAAAGGAAGGGCACCUGGAGGACACCAUCAGGCAAACCAGCCUUCGGGAACGCGUGGCCGGCUCAGCCGGGAUGGCCGCCCUGACUCAGGACACCCGCAUGGCGUUCUCCCACCAGAAGCUGGACCACGUGUGGACAGACACGCACUAUGUAGGGCUGCAGUUCCCCGACCCGGCUAACCCCAAUACCCUGCACUGGGUCGAUGCGGCUGGGAGGACCAGGGAGCAGCUGCCGCUGGAAGACCCCGACGCCUAUUGUCCCUACAGCGCUACAGGCAACGCCACGGGAAAGCUGGUGUACGCCCACUACGGGCUGCCCGAGGACCUGCAGGACCUUCGGGCUAGGGGCGUGGAGCCGGCGGGCUGCCUCCUGCUGGUGCGUGUGGGGGUGAUCAGCUUCGCCCAGAAGGUGGCCAGUGCCCAGGACUUUGGGGCCCGGGGAGUGCUCAUAUAUCCUGACCCAGAAGACUUCUCUCAGGGCCCACACAAGCCAGGCCUGUCCAGCCACCAAGCUGUGUAUGGACAUGUGCACCUGGGAACUGGGGACCCCUACACACCUGGCUUUCCUUCCUUCAAUCAAACCCAGUUCCCUCCAGUUGAAUCCUCUGGGCUCCCCAGCAUCCCAGCCCAGCCCAUCAGUGCAGAUAUUGCUUCCCACCUGUUGAGGAAGCUCAAAGGCCCUGUAGCCCCCCAGAAAUGGCAGGGGCGCCUCCCAGACACCCCUUAUCACCUGGGCCCAGGGCCAAGCCUGCAGCUAAGGGUCAACAACCAUAAGGCCUCCACCCCCAUCAGCAACAUCUUUGGCUGCAUUGAGGGCCUCUCAGAGCCAGAUCACUAUGUUGUCAUCGGGGCCCAAAGGGAUGCAUGGGGCCCAGGGGCAGCCCAGUCUGCUGUGGGGACUGCCAUAUUGCUGGAGCUGGUCCGGACCUUUUCCGCCAUGGUGAGCAAUGGCUUCCGGCCUCGAAGGAGUCUUCUCUUUAUCAGCUGGGAUGGAGGCGACUUUGGGAGUGUGGGCUCCACAGAGUGGCUGGAGGGCUAUCUCAGUGUGCUGCACCUCAAAGCUGUGGCCUACGUGAGCCUGGACAAUGCAGUGCUGGGGGAUGACAAAUUCCAUGCCAAGACCAGCCCCCUUCUGAUCAGCCUCAUUGAGAACCUCCUGAAGCAGGUGGACUCUCCUAACCACAGUGGGCAGACCCUCUAUGAGCAGGUGGCAUUCACUAAUCCCAGCUGGGAGGCUGAGGUGAUCCAGCCCCUGCCCAUGGACAGCAGUGCCUACUCCUUCACGGCCUUUGUGGGGGUCCCUGCUGUUGAGUUCUCCUUCAUGGAGGAGGACCAGGCAUACCCGUUCCUGCACACAAAGGAGGACACGUAUGAGAACUUGCACCAGAUACUUCGAGGCCGCCUACCCGCUGUGGCCCAGGCUGUGGCUCAGCUCACUGGGCAACUUCUCAUCCGGCUCAGCCAUGAUCACUUGCUGCCCCUCGACUUCAGCCGCUAUGGGGACGUGGUCCUCAGGCACAUUGGCAGCCUCAAUGAGUACUCUGGGGACCUCAAGGCCCGCGGGCUGACUCUGCAGUGGGUGUACUCAGCGCGCGGGGACUACUUUCGGGCGGCGGAGAAGCUGCGGCAGGAGAUCUACAGCUCCCAGCAGGGUGACGAGCGACUCAUGCGCAUGUACAACGUGCGCAUAAUGAGGGUGGAAUUCUACUUUCUGUCCCAGUACGUGUCGCCGGCAGACUCCCCGUUCCGCCACAUCUUCUUGGGUCGUGGAGACCACACUCUGGGCGCCCUGCUCAACCACCUGCAACUGCUGCGCACCAACGGCACCGAGGCGCCUAGGGCCACCUCUUCUGGGGUGGUGCCUGACCUGGGUUUCCAGGAGAGCCUCUUUCGUCGCCAGCUAGCCCUGCUCACCUGGACGCUGCAAGGGGCAGCCAACGCGCUUAGCGGGGACGUCUGGAACAUUGAUAACAACUUUUGAGGCCUCCCUGCCCACCCCUGCUUCCCUGCCAGGAAUUCCUUUGCUCUCAGCUUGACCGAGUCAGGGCGAAGGAGGUGGCCCAGUGGCCUGUCAUUGCUAACUAAUCUUAUUAGCCUUUUUCAUCUCUCUUUGGGGGCCCAAACCCAGCGCAGACACCCACACACCCCUGGCCCUGCAGUGUGGGUGAGCAGUUUUUCGUAAUGUGAUGGUCAGGUUAUUGGUUAAUCAGAGAGCAGCAUCCCUUCAAUUACAGCUCCUUCCCUUUUCAGGAGCAGGGUCUUCCAUACGUGGAGACCACUUUGGAAGGUUUGCUAAGCCCUGGGACCUUGCCAACUCUCCUUGUGGGAGAGGUUGCAGGUGCAGGCACCAUAGCCUUAUGGCCAACAGGUGGUCUGGGAUGGGAGUGGUGUGGGAUAUGGACGUCAAUAAACCACCUGGUGACAUUGGUUGUUCAUAA